Molecule: messenger RNA, 6092 nt
Organism: Sorex fumeus (smoky shrew)
Lineage: Eukaryota; Metazoa; Chordata; Mammalia; Eulipotyphla; Soricidae
Gene: ZNF608
Product: zinc finger protein 608
Exons: 10
Coding region: 499-5121 (1540 amino acids)
Biological process (GO): regulation of transcription by RNA polymerase II
Cellular component (GO): nucleus
Source: RefSeq, a predicted model, not a curated record
AUGUGAAACAUUAUCUUCCAGCUGUACAGUGACACAUUUUUUUAAGGAAAAAGGACUCCUGAUCCGUUUGCCAAAAAAGAAGGGUGGGGGUGGGGUGGCGAGGUGGAAUAAUGUUAUCGAGUGAUUAUUCUGGCUGAGAUGUGUUAUUUGGUUUCUUCCUUCUUGAUCAUUUGGUGUUUAAGUAAAAUGAGGCACAGGCUUGUUUGCCGAGUGGAGUGGGAAAGGCAUUUUGAUUUGCUGGCCUAAUUUUAAAAAAUGAUAAAGGAUUAAAGGAAAAGGUGGACCUGGACUGAAAGGGUGUAAUAACCUCCCUGGACACAAGUGCUGGGGCCGAAAAAAAAAACAAACAAAACAAAACAAAAACCAGAAGAGGAAGAUUCGAAGAUUUUUUUUUUCUUUUCUUUUCAAAGAGGAAAAACCCAGCGGAGCUAAACGAAUGUCCCCUCAUCUCCAAAGGAAAGUUCAUCGGAUUCUUAUUCUAGAGUGCUCAUCUUCAGGAUGUCAGUGAAUAUUUCCACGGCAGGAAAAGGUGUGGAUCCAAAUACGGUUGAUACUUAUGACAGUGGCGAUGAUUGGGAAAUCGGGGUUGGGAAUUUAAUCAUCGAUCUGGACGCUGAUUUGGAGAAGGACAGACAGAAAUUUGAGAUGAAUAAUUCCACCAGCAGCAGCGGCGGCGGCGGCGGCGGCAGCACGGGCAGCGGCGGCGGCGGCGGCGGCGGCGGCGGCGGCAGCAACUCCUCGAAGGAUUGUGGCGGGCUGGCCUCCAGCGGGGCCGGGGCCCCCGCCGCCCUGGCCGAGGGCCUCAAAUUCGCUCCCGUGCAGCCCUCUGCUCCCCAGGGGAACGCGCACAAAGAGAGCAGCAAAUCAAAAGUGAAAAGGAGUAAAACUUCCAAGGAUGCUAAUAAAUCUCUGCCUUCCACCGCCUUGUAUGGGAUUCCCGAGAUCAGCGGCACGGGCAAGAGGCAGGAAGUCCAAGGGCGCCCUGGAGAGGCAACUGGCAUGAAUUCAGCGCUGGGUCAAAGUGUGAGCGGCGGCGGCGGCGGCGGCGGCGCCCCGAACUGCCACGGCGCCGGCCCGGGCCCCUCCGCCGCCGCCGCUGCCGUGGCCGCGGCGGCGGGGGCGGCCUCCGGGGGGAAAGGCAAGGAGGAGAAGGCAGGGAAAAGCCAGAGCAGCCGCGGCGCCAAGCGGGACAAGGACGCGGGCAAGGCCAGGAAGGACAAGCACGAGCUGCUGCAGGGCCACCAGAACGGCAGCGGCGGCGGCCCGGCGCCCCCCGGGGGCCACCUCUACGGCUUCGGGGCCAAGAGCGGUGGAGGGGCCGCGAGCCCCUUCCACUGCGGGGGCGCGGCGAGCGGCGCGGCGGCGGCGGCGGCGGCGGCCGGGGAAGUUAGCAAAAGUGCCCCCGACGCGGGGCUCCUGGGAAACUCGGUGCUGGGAAAGAAGGAAGAGGAGGAGGAGGAGAGCCACAGGCGAAUCAAGAAACUGAAAACCGAGAAGGUUGACCCCCUGUUUACAGUGCCAGCACCGCCACCACCGAUUUCCAGCAGUCUCGCACCUCAGAUUCUACCCUCCUACUUUUCCCCAUCUUCAUCCAAUAUUGCAGCACCGGUCGAACAGCUUUUGGUUCGGACUCGUUCUGUGGGUGUCAAUACGUGUGAAGUUGGAGUAGUCACAGAGCCGGAGUGUCUCGGGCCCUGUGAACCGGGGACCAGUGUGAAUUUGGAAGGGAUCGUGUGGCAUGAAACAGAAGAAGGUGUCCUGGUGGUGAAUGUCACGUGGAGGAACAAGACUUAUGUGGGCACUCUGCUGGACUGCACCAAGCAUGACUGGGCACCUCCCAGGUUCUGUGAGUCUCCCACGAGUGACCUGGACAUGCGAGGGGGCCGAGGCCGAGGGAAGAGAGCGCGCUCGGCAGCGGUGGCCCCAGGCUCAGAGGCCAGCUUCACUGAGUCCCGAGGGCUGCAGAACAAGAACCGAGGGGGUGCCAACGGGAAGGGGAGGCGGGGCAGCCUCAACGCCAGCGGGCGAAGGACACCCCCAAACUGUGCUGCUGAGGACAUCAAGGCCAGCCCCUCCUCCACCAACAAAAGGAAAAACAAGCCACCUCUGGAGCUCGACCUGAACUCCAGCUCGGAGGACAACAAGCCCGGGAAACGGGUCCGCACGAAUUCGAGAAGCACCCCCACCACGCCCCAGGGGAAGCCAGAGGCGGCUUUUUUGGACCAGGGCUGCUCUUCCCCGGUGCUGAUAGACUGUCCCCACCCAAACUGCAACAAAAAGUACAAGCACAUUAAUGGCCUGCGGUACCACCAGGCCCAUGCACACCUGGACCCCGAGAACAAGCUGGAGUUUGAGCCUGAUAGCGAGGACAAGAUCUCAGACUGCGAGGAGACGUUGAGUAACGUGGCCCUGGAGUGCGGCGAGCCCAGCACAAGUGGCUCCUAUGACACUGUGAAGGCGCCCACAUCCCCUGGCCCAGGGAACCCCCCGGGAACCCCCAAAGGAAAGCGAGAGCUGAUGAGCAAUGGCCCGGGUUCUGUGAUGGGUUCCAAAGCGGGGAAGAACUCCGGCAAAAAGAAGGGCCUGAACCAUGAACUGAAUAACCUUCCGGUGAUCUCCAACAUGACGACUGCAAUGGACAGUUGCUCAGCCGCAGAUGGUAGUUUGGCCACCGAAAUGCCCAAACUGGAAGCCGAGGGCUUGAUCGAUAAGAAAAAUUUGGGAGAGAAGGAAAAGGGUAAGAAAGCCAACAAUUGCAAAAUGGACAAGAACCUCUCGAAACUUAAAACUGCCCGGCCCAUCGCCCCCGCCCCCGCCCCCACGCCGCCCCAGCUGAUUGCCAUACCCACUGCAGCCUUCACCAGCACCACCACAGGGACCAUCCCGGGCCUGCCCGCCCUCACCACCACCGUGGUGCAGGCCACACCAAAGAGUCCUCCGCUCAAACCCAUUCAACCAAAGCCCACGAUAAUGGGGGAGCCUGUCACCGUGAACCCAGCCCUGGUGUCACUCAAAGACAAAAAGAAGAAGGAGAAGCGAAAGCUCAAGGACAAAGAAGGGAAGGAGACAGGAAGUCCGAAAGUGGAGGCGAAGCUGGGUAAACUGGAGGAUGCCAAGGGGGUGGGGAAAGACUUGUCUGGGCAUUUUUUAAAGGACCAUCUCAGCAAAAGUGAGGGGCUGGCCAACGGGCUGUCUGAGUCGCAGGAGAGCCGCAUGGCCAGUAUCAAGGCCGAGGCUGAUAAGGUGUACACGUUCACUGACAACGCACCCAGCCCUUCCAUCGGCAGCGCCUCAAGAAUGGAGUGCAGUGCCGUGGUGAAUGGGCAGGUGCCCAUGGCCCCCCUGCAUGUGCUGGCCCAGAACGGCCCUGAUGGCUCAGCGGCCAAGACCAGCAGCCCCGCAUACUCCGACAUCUCGGAUGCCGCGGAUGAUGGCGGCUCCGACAGCAGGUCGGAGGGGCUGAGGUCCAAAGCCAGCUCCCCCGCCGAUGUCCUUGCUGGGAAGGAUGGGGUACUCAAAGGGCAUCCGGCAGCCACCGCACCAUCCUCACAGGUGAAAGAGUCCCAUUCCCCCUACUACCACGGCUACGAUCCUUACUACUCCCCAAGCUAUAUGCACCCGGGCCAGGUGGGCGCCCCUGCGGCUGGCAACGGUGGGAGCAGCCAGGGAAUGAAGAUCAAGAAGGAGUCUGAGGAAGAGGCGGAGAAGAAGGACCGGGCGGAGCAGCUCGAGGCCAAGAAGGUGGAGCACAACCCGGCGCCGCUGCAGCACCAGUCGGUGAUCACGCAGCGGCACCCCGCCCUGGCCCAGUCGCUCUACUAUGGCCAGUACGCCUAUGGGCUGUACAUGGACCAGAAGUCCCUGAUGGCCACCAGCCCGGCCUACAGACAGCAGUACGAGAAGUACUACGAGGACCAGAGGCUGGCCGAGCAGAAAAUGGCCCAGGCGGGGCGCGCAGAGAGUGAGAGGAAAAACGAGCUCCCCCUGAAAGAACUGGGCAAGGAGGACAGUAAGCAGAAAAACGUGCCGUCGGCCACAAUCUCAAAAGCUCCCUCUACUCCGGAGCCUAACAAACCCCAUUCUAAACUAGGGCCGUCAGUGCCUAAUAAAACUGAGGAGACAGGUAAAUCGCAGCUUCUCUCCAAUCACCAGCAGCAGCUUCAGGCCGACAGCUUCAAAGCUAAGCAGAUGGAAAACCACCAGCUUAUUAAGGAGGCUGUAGAAAUGAAAUCUGUCAUGGACUCUAUGAAGCAGACAGGUGUAGACCCAACCUCGAGAUUUAAACAAGAUCCAGAUUCAAGGACGUGGCAUCAUUACAUGUACCAGCCCAAGUACCUGGAUCCGCAGAAGUCAGAAGAACUUGACAGAGACAAGAAAUUGAAAGAGGAUAGUCCCCGGAAAACACCCAAUAAAGAGAGCGGGGUGUCCACCCUUCCCGUCUCAUUAACGAGCAUUAAGGAGGAACCCAAAGAGGCCAAGCGUCCUGAUUCUCAAUCCAUGGAGGAGAACAAGCUGAAAAAUGAUGAUCGGAAGACACCCGUGAACUGGAAGGACUCUCGGGGGACCCGGGUGGCUGUGUCCUCACCCAUGAGUCAGCACCAGUCCUACAUACAGUACUUGCAUGCGUAUCCUUACCCACAGAUGUAUGACGCCAGCCACCCUGCCUACCGCGCUGUCUCGCCUGUCCUCAUGCACAGCUACCCGGGAGCCUAUCUCUCUCCAGGAUUUCAUUAUCCUGUUUAUGGGAAGAUGUCAGGGAGAGAAGAGGCAGAGAAAGUCAAUACCAGCCCUAGCAUCAACACGAAAACAACCACUGAAUCGAAAGCACUGGAUCUGCUCCAGCAGCAUGCCAACCAAUACCGCAGCAAGUCUCCUGCUCCUGUGGAAAAGGCUACAGCUGAGCGGGAGCGGGAAGCAGAGAGGGAACGGGACCGCCACUCCCCCUUUGGCCAGCGGCACCUGCACACGCACCACCACACCCACGUCGGCAUGGGCUACCCUCUCAUUCCUGGGCAGUACGACCCUUUCCAAGGCCUGACCUCCGCUGCCCUAGUUGCCUCCCAGCAGGUGGCCGCCCAAGCCUCUGCAUCAGGAAUGUUUCCUGCACAAAGAAGAGAAUAACAAGAUUGGAAAUGUACGUUGUCAUGUGACUGGAUCACAUGGGGAAGCGCUUUAUACAGACAUCAGUUCCAUGGUGUUAAUUUGAAAUGCCUUAAUGGCAGGCAAAAACCAGUCAUUUCAUUUUUGUAAAUUACAGAUUUUAUCACAGAGUAACAAAUGUUGCUGUAAUUAAACUUCUGUUUUAUAUAUAUAUACGUAUACAUAUAUGUGUAUAUACAUAUAUAUAUAUAUAUAUUCUUUACUUUUUGUAUCAGUAACCAGGCUCGCACACACAGGGUCUGCUGCCAAGUCGCAAACCACUCAGUAAAAGGAAAUAAAAAAUGUAUUUGUCAUGUUGAAAAGUGUUAGCCACAAAAGGCUGCUUACUUUCUUUGCCUUUUCCUUUUCACUUGUAAAUAAAUAAUGUUAUGUAUCAGUGUGCCUGAACCUUUGCAUAUCCUCCAUAUACUUCCCGUCAGCUCCUCAGAAAGGCUGACUGUGAUGACACUUGGGUACAAUUUAGAUGUCCACGUAGGUGGCUCCCGUUAAAGACGCAUCAGUGUGAAAUGUUCUGUAGUCACUGUUUGUACUGUGUAUUGUGGGAAAGAAAUACUUUGUGAAGGCAUGGGGUUGCCAGUACCACAGAAACUGUGUUGUAUAUAAUGUAAAGAUUAAAAUGGGGAAAUAAUGAGCAUCUGUGAAUAAUGAAGUGUCAUUUUUUGAUAAUCUUGAAUGGCAAAUAACCCAAUAGCCUGCAUACCAGAGACACCUGUGAUUGUUCUAUUACUUGAAUAGUCCUGCAGUCCUUUUUUUUUCCCCCCACUGUUUACAAUUAUCCAGUUUUAGAAGAGAGAGACUUUAAUGCCAUUGCCUGGUUACUUGUUUUAUGCUGUAAUCUAGUUUAUUUUAUGUAAAAUGUAUAUUGAAUGCUUUCCUUUUUUAUACCUGCCUUAAAUAAUUUGGCAAUCAGAAUUAAAAAGGUUUUUUUUUUU